AGGAAGAAAAGGAAAGACGUAAACGGCUAUGGAGUCGUUCUUGGUUGCUGCGGCGUGAUCAGCAAACGACUUCCUUAAAUAUGGUUUUUAAUGAACUAGAUGCAGAAGAUCCGGCCAGUUUCUCAAAUUACACGCGAAUGGAAAAUGGUAUUGGGAAUGAUUUGUUGGAAAUGGUAACACCAUAUAUAAAGAAAGAGGAUACAGUUAUGAGGCAAGCUAUAUCACAGAGAGACAGGCUUUGUAUUACAAUUCGAUACUUGGCAACAGGAAAUUCAUUUAGAGACAUAAGUUAUUCAACUCGUGUUGCACCUAAUACCAUAUCCCAAAUCGUGAGAGAAACUCUUGAAGCAAUUAUAACCGUUCUUCAAGAUAACUUUAUAAAAUUUCCAUCUUCAGCACAAGAAUGGGAAGCUGUUGCCCACAAAUUUGAAAACAACAUGGAAUUUUCCUCAUUGCAUAGGGGCAUUGGAUGGAAAGCAUAUCAGAUUUCGUCCAUCACGAAGUAA
Molecule: messenger RNA, 506 nt
Organism: Ctenocephalides felis (cat flea)
Lineage: Eukaryota; Metazoa; Arthropoda; Insecta; Siphonaptera; Pulicidae
Exons: 2
Coding region: 81-506 (141 amino acids)
Source: RefSeq, a predicted model, not a curated record